Messenger RNA from Stylonychia lemnae, 543 nucleotides. NCBI's taxonomy places the organism in Eukaryota, Ciliophora, Spirotrichea, Sporadotrichida, Oxytrichidae. The record is from the annotation of a GenBank genome assembly.
AUGAAGCAUGUUAUUAAUAAGAGACAUCCUAGAAGGAAGCUUAAAAAUGGUCAAAGAGUCCCCCUUAAGUGGUGUGGAUCUAAAACAGGAUGGCAUUGCUGUGGAUGCAAGCAUUCAGACCUAGGAGAAAUGGGAGUAGGAGUUACUGUUUACUUUAAGAUGCUUAAAUUUCUAAUGAUAUUAUUCCUUUGGUUCUUUUUGCUGAGUCUACCUUCUUUUCUCUUUUACUACAGUGGAAAUUAGAUAUCUACUGAGAAACUUACUCUUAAGCAUAUUAUAACUGCUUUCUCUCUUGGAAACAUUGGAUAAGCCUCAAAUGCUUGCAACUAUGGAGAUUGCCCAUAUGACUUCAGUCAGGAACUUAAUAUUGAUAAAAAGUGCAACUUGGAGUCUAUGGGUAUUAAAUAUGAGAAGCAGAUACAUAAAAGAUUUGAUGAGGAAUGCAAAGAGAUUAACAAAAGAGCUCUUGAUCCUAGAGGAUUAAAACCAUAAAUUUAUGCUGAAGCACUUUGCCAAAAUUUAUACGUUCCAAUCCCCUUUUGA